Phycodurus eques (leafy seadragon) is the source of this 3033-nucleotide messenger RNA. RefSeq names its product solute carrier family 66 member 2. The transcript is spliced from 5 exons. Lineage: Eukaryota; Metazoa; Chordata; Actinopteri; Syngnathiformes; Syngnathidae. Gene Ontology annotation, cellular component: trans-Golgi network; endosome. The record is from RefSeq and is a predicted model, not a curated record. Gene Ontology annotation, biological process: retrograde transport, endosome to Golgi; phospholipid translocation. The coding region runs from base 438 to 1253 and encodes 271 amino acids.
ACGAUCCCCGGGGCGUCGGUAGGGUUGUCAAACUUCUUCUCGCCAAAAUUGGAAUUUUAAUUCAUCAUAAUUUAAAUUCGAAGGGCACUUAAACAUGAUUUAGUGAUAUUGGACGACUUGACAUGUGAAUCAAGUGCCGCCUUUGUGUAAAACUAGCCAACACUGAAGACGAAAUUGUGGGGUCAAAUGCUAGUUUUUAGCCUCAGCCACUUUGUCCACUGUUUACAUAGAAGCGACAAUAUUGAAACUACUGUAUCAAUGUUCGGAUACUUUUUUGUUUUGUUUUGUUUUGUUUUUUUUAAAAUACACGAGAGGUCAGUGUGUUGUCUGAGGUCCUGUGCAACCUUAGUGAUGGCGUGGCAUUAAGGCUUAGCGGCAGUCGUGUCUGCGUUUCCCCGAGAAGCCGCGUCAAGCGAGUGGUUGAGCCUCAGCUCACCAUGGAAGACGAAGCGUUUGAGCAGAUAGUGAGUGUGUUCAACUGGCUGGUGUCGUGGGCGGCGGCUGGGGCCAUGAUGUUCGGCGGGGUGAUUCCCUACAUCCCCCAGUACCGAGACAUCCGGCGCACGCAGAACGCCGAAGGCUUCUCCGCCUACGUGUGCUUGGUCCUGCUGGUGGCCAACAUCCUGCGAAUCCUCUUCAGAUUUGGCCGCUACUUUGAGACGCUGUUGCUGUGGCAGAGCAUCAUCAUGAUCGCCACCAUGCUGGCCAUGCUCAACCUGUGCACCAACGUCCGUGUGAGCGCUGAACUCAGCACCAAAAGGCGCGCCUUCCUAGCCUCGGACAUUAAGGACGAGGAGUUCCGAAUCCCUAAGAGGCUUUUUCUGGACUUCGACUGGAGCUACUUCUGGUCGUGGAGCCGCUUUCUGGACUAUGUGCAGUGUGUGGCGGCGUUCACGCUGACGGCGGCUUACGUCACUUACGUGCUGCUGGACUCGGCCGUGUUCGUGGAGACGCUGGGCUUCCUGGCCGUCUUCAGCGAGGCCAUGCUGGGAACGCCGCAGCUCUACUGCAACUACCAGAACAAGUCCACGGAAGGCAUGAGCAUCAAGAUGGUGCUGAUGUGGACGAGCGGCGACACCUUCAAAACGGGCUACUUCCUGCUCACCCAAGCGCCCGUGCAGUUCUGGACUUGCGGCAUGCUGCAGGUCCUGGUGGACUUUGCCAUCCUGUUCCAGGUUUACUACUAUAGCCUCUACCCACAAAAGCCGGUGUCGCACAACGCCUCCCACACCAGCAGUGCUAAAGCCCUCUGAGCUCUGGGUAUCUUCACUCAGGGAAAGAGGAAGAACUUUCACAAGAGCUGUAGAGUAAUGAAAAUGGUGUUGGUGUCCUCACCAAUGCCUCGAGAGCUUGUUACAAGCAAACCCAAAGUGGUUUGGAAUAUUUAUGAUCUUGCAUAAAUUCUCAUACUACCCCAGAAGGCAGAUGAUUCCUGGAUCGAUACAAAGCAGCAACAUGAAAAAAACGGCAGAACAAUGACAGCUUUUUUGAGGCUGUGUAAAAGGGGCCAUUUACUCCAGGAAGGCCCUCGUGGACCUAGAAAAGGGUCUUUUCCCAGCUGUUCCCAUAAGGCAUUGGAAGCAUCGAAUUAUCCAAAAUGUCUGAUGAUGUAAUCGUAAGAUGGAAAAUGUAAAUUGAGAGGAACCCUAACCCCCAACCAAUUACCUUACACGCCAAACCUAACCCACCCUUACACAAACCUUUACCCCCUAACCCCAAUUUGGGACAAAUCCAUUUACCUGUAGUGUAUAUGUGUGAAAGCAGCGCAUGUGGAGAAUCUUUGCACACUGUUUACUGAACUCUGUGGACCAGCUUGUAAGGUCCAGACAUGUAGAUUGGCUGUUGCAUGCCUCCGCCCCCUACUGCCUUAAAACACACCCUCAGACAUGGCUCGCUGCUCACUCAAUUCAAUUAAUAUGCAUUACUGAAUGUAUUAAAUGGCAUUUGCUGUUUUUUUUCCCCCCGCUGUUUUUGUUUUUCAACACGGUGGAGAAAAGUUGGUCAGUUUUACCACUUGUUGGCCUCAUAGUCCCCUUGUGCCCUCUCAGAGCACUUAAAGGAUCCGAGUGUAUUAAACAAGAGUCAGUCAAUUAGAAUUCCAAUGGCAAUUCCACGGGUGAGAAGUUAUCCUCAGUUCAACCCGCUCUGGACUUUUGCCCAAAAGGACCACUUGAUGAAGUAUUUCCACCAAGAGCAAUGGCCAAAGGUUUGAAAGAAGAGCCAAGAAUUAAUGAACUGCACUGACUGGUGAAUUAUACUUACUGCAGGUGUCGGAGACAUACAAGACAUAUCAGUAUAUCUUCUCAGCCAUCAUGCUACCAGACCAUUUGAUUUAUCUUUUUUUUCCCAGUUUAAUAACUCCCCUGUCCACAUCAUUUCAUCUGGGCUAUGUUUCAUUUCCUUAAAUGAAAAUUAAUUUCCUGUUCUACGGAGGUGAGUGUGAACCGGCCACGUAAAUAUUCCCCUCUUUUUUAUUGUUAUUAUUAUUAUUUCCCAUUCAGCCAGACAGGGCAUGGCAGUGCUCUUAUCCUGCCCGCCCCUCAACCCCCAACUGCUGUUAACUAUUAAUCAGGUUGGCUCCUCGGCUGAGGUGUAUUGUUUCUGCGCUCACAUCCUCAGCAGCCAUAUAUUUCUUUAGAGAAAUGUUAGUGUAGGAUUUUGUGUUAUUCAGACAGCAGACAAGUGUGAAUACCUGACAGGUUCUCAUUGUGCACCACAGAGUCAAAAAUCAGUUCUGAAUCUGUUUGUUUUCCUCCCUUUUGGAACUAUUAUUAUUACUUUCCUUAGCCAUAUGUUAUCCUAUAGCGAUAGCCAAGUUCGACAUCGUCACAUUGUGAAAAUCACCUUGUUAAACUCAAUACCAAAAGUAUACUUUUUUAAAAAUAUAAUUUUCUUUUUAUGCUACAUGUAUUUUCACGAUCAUGUUUUUUAUUAAAGGCUCUUUUGUUUACCUCUGGAACAUUUACCAACAUUGGAGUCAAAUAAAGAAGACAUGGAGAGGCUCACCCAGUAUAUUGUGUGUAAUUGUUUGCA